AUGAAUCAUGAGAAACAAGAUGGCCAAGGCCAGCAUGAGGCAUCUCCCUCCGGGUCAGCCAUGCCAGACUCAACCCAUCCUAGGCGUUCCGAAGCUAUGACUGAUGCCGCACACGAGACACGAUCGAGUUCCGUGGAUACUGUUGAGACCCAUCCGCCUACUGCCCUCACUAUUCCAUGUCACCAUAUCCGCCUAGGUGACAUCAUUAUAAUCCAAGGCCAUCCCUGCUUCGUCCUGCGCAUCACGACGAAUGCUACCACAGGCCAAUAUCGCUACCUUGGUGUUGACAUCUUUACCAAGGAGCUCCAUGAGGAAUCCUCCUUCGUCAUCAACCCUGUCCCUGGUGUCAUCAUCCAGACUAUGCUAGGUCCCAUCUUCAAACAGUACCGGGCCAUUAGCAUAAAAGAUGGCCAAAUGGUCGUUCAGACGGAGACUAACGAUACCAGGGGAGGGAUCCCGGUCAUUGACCAGCCUGAACUCCAUGACCGAAUCAGUCAGGCUAUCUCGGCCAGCCACAGCUCUGGCGGAUCUGUUCGUGUUCUUGUCAUCGCUGAUGGCGACCGCGAGCUAGUUGUCGAUAUGAAAACCAUAAAUAAUCCAAAGCUAGCAGGUGAUCAAAGAGACCGAGAAUUUCGAGCAGCUGUCCGCGCGAAUGAUAUUUUGAAGGUUGCGGAUGCCUUAGCGGAGAAGGCAAAUAUUGAUAGUGUGGACGAGAACGGAAGGACAGCCAUUUUCGGUGCUGUUGAAAAGCGCUUCGAGAACAUGGUUGAUCUCCUCCUAGAGCAUAACAUUGACCUUGAGGUGAAGGACAAGAACGAGCAAACUGCUCUGGAGAUUUCCGCCUCCGACCCAGAGCAAUACCAGAUAACUCUCAAGCUUUUAGAAAAGGGUGCACUACCCCUGGACAUUGUUGAUAAUGACAUCACAAAACUCUUCUCGGCUGCAGCAGAAGGUAAAAAUGAAGUACUGAAUCAAUUAUUGGGUAGAAAUGUGCCGCAUACGAGUCGUGAUCGGCUCGGGUAUACGGUUCUGCAUGAGGCUGUUUGCUUUGGUCAUUACGAGGUAGCCAAGACGCUCAUCGAAAAGGGAGCCGACGUCAAUGCAAGGAUUGCACAUGGAGGUGCGACGGUGCUACACGCAGCAAUUCAGAGAGGCCGGGAGCAUCGCCGGUUUUUUACAGGAGUUCGAAGAAAUGAUCCUACUCUAAACGAGAACCACGUCAGAAUCGUGGCAUUGUUGUUGAGGAAAGCAGCCGAUACGGAGCACAGAAGGGCAUUUGAUAAGUUGACCGUGCGAGAGCUUGUGUUCGAGGAGCUUGGAUUGGCUGGAAAUUUUGAGCGGAGCUAUCUUCAGAAGAUAUUGAUCCUUCUGAACAAACCUAUUCCUCAGGAAGGGCCAAACAGAGCAUUGGCAUGGCCUCCACUGCCACAUGAUCUCAACAACGGGCAGAGUGAUCAGUUGAAAGCUUCUCCGUUGCGGGUUCAAUAUUUCACCUCUAGCCGCGAGGCUAAGACACUUCCGACCUACGUUUGGGACUUCAUAUACGAUCCAUCCGUCUCUCAAAUUCAAAGAGAGCAAGUCAAACAAUGUGAAAACUGGGCGAGGGGUGGUUAUAAUGGCGCUCAGCCAAGAAAAUACUGGAGAUGGGCACACCUUUCAGCCAAUAACAAAACUUGGGCUGAAGACGUGAUCCGCCCAUUGAGCGUCAUGGACGAUGAAACAUUUGAGAUAUAUUGGAAAGGGAUCAGAUCGUUCACUACAGAAUCAUACCAUCAGAUCAGGGGCCAGGUGCUACAUACUGGUUUUAGAAAGCCUUCCUUUACGCCUUUGCCCGGGUCACGCGGAUCGAUUUUUUCUCUAGUUAUCCCAUAUUUCGAUGCAGAGAGCCUCGAAUGCUUUCUUCAAAAACAAGGAUGCUCAUCCGAUAAUUGCAAGAAGGGCUUCGAAAAUGAGGAGGCUUCAAUGAAACUAUAUCAUAAAGCCGACAACAGUUUAGCCAGCUUUCAUGCGCCGUGCACGCUAGACCAAUCCUACUACCUAUCCCUUGACAAUUCUAGUGAGCGUGAUAAGGAUCAGGUCGUGAUCAAACACGUCGAACGCCAGAUAAAACUGGAGCAACAAAGAGAAAUAGAGCGACAAAGGACACCAGAGCGACAAAGAGGACGAGUGAUUCCACCAGAAGUGGAUGGCACAACGACGAUCACUGGAAGCCCCAAGAGACUUCUAAUGGUGAAUCAGAUGUGGAUUUGGAAAAUUGACGCCAUGACCCUUAUAACUGCAUUUCCUGACCGUCGACACGAAGUCCAACAACCAAACCUCUCGAUUCAAAUUUUCAAAGGUCUGGAAACCCACCCACCCCUAAGCAUGGGUUUGAUGGUAUCCCGUCUUCUGAAAUAUACGACCGAGUUUGUGGACGCACCGGCUAACGCCGGGCUAAACGAAAAUCUAUUUCACAUCUUUGAGCAGAGCAUUGCGUAUCGGGCCCAAGCAGAUGCAAAUUGCUACGCCAACUUCUACAAAUUGCAAAACGAGUUGAUCAGCUUGAGCAGGGAGACCGUACCACACAACCGCAUAAAAGCGCACCAGCAGAGAAUGUUAGAAACUGAAAGUAAAAUAUGCGACAUCACGAGUGAGAUGCAGCAUCUCUGCGAAAUCAAAGACGUCAAGGAUGAGCUCAGAAUGAUCCAGAGGGUUUUGGACGACCAGUGGGAUGUUAUUGACCAAUACCACGCAGGCCAUGAAGAGCUGAAAUUUGAUAUCAAUCAAGAAAGAUCUAACAGCGCAGAAGCGCAGCUCCUAGGAGAGGAAGAAGAUGAACUGGACUAUACGAAAAGUUGUAUUGGAAUUCGCAUCUCCAAAGUCAAGUCCCUUGUCGCAGAUGCAACUACCGUAGAGAAUUCGCUCAAUCACCUACUUGACCUCAAACAAAAGCAGGGAAACUUAGUUAUUGUGAGGGAUACGCGCAGUCUUGCAAGCGAAGCGGAGCAAAGAGCCAAGGACAGCGCUUGGCAGAGCAAGCUGCUAUUCAUCUUUACUAUUAUUACAGUCAUUUUCACGCCUAUAUCGUUCACAUCCACGUUUCUAGCAGUCCCGACUCUGGAGUUCCCUCGCGCAAAUGGGGAGGACGUGGCUUGGAGAUGGUGGCAAGUCUUUGUCGCCAGUGUUGUCGUAGAGGUCCUCACGUUCCUUGUCAUUGCACCUUGGAUUGAUUGGAAUCGCUUUGAUUAUCCUUGGAAGAGACAAAAUAGUCAAAGGGAACAACCUGCGGCAGUAGAACAGAUGGAGGUAUGA
This is a messenger RNA of Clonostachys rhizophaga, 3291 nucleotides long. Lineage: Eukaryota; Fungi; Ascomycota; Sordariomycetes; Hypocreales; Bionectriaceae. The record is from the annotation of a GenBank genome assembly.